Messenger RNA from Durotheca rogersii, 552 nucleotides. Its product is annotated as ubiquitin-conjugating enzyme/RWD-like protein. The record is from RefSeq and is a predicted model, not a curated record. Gene Ontology annotation, molecular function: ubiquitin conjugating enzyme activity. Gene Ontology annotation, cellular component: nucleus. Lineage: Eukaryota; Fungi; Ascomycota; Sordariomycetes; Xylariales; Xylariaceae. Gene Ontology annotation, biological process: protein polyubiquitination; ubiquitin-dependent protein catabolic process. The transcript is spliced from 6 exons. Bases 1 to 552 code for a protein of 183 amino acids.
AUGAGUAGCCCGCGCAGACGCAUCGAGACAGACGUGACUAACCCUAGCAGGCUCAUGUCCGACUACGAGGUCACUCUGGUCAACGACAAUAAAUUCUACGUCCGUUUCAAGGGCCCCGCGGAAACUCCUUUCGAAAACGGUAUUUGGAAGGUCCACGUCGAGCUACCCGAUCAGUAUCCUUACAAGUCCCCGAGCAUCGGUUUCGUGAACCGUAUCUUUCACCCCAACAUCGACGAGCUGUCGGGCUCCGUGUGUUUAGACGUCAUCAACCAGACAUGGUCGCCUAUGUUUGAUAUGAUCAACAUAUUCGAGGUUUUCCUCCCGCAACUCCUGCGAUAUCCUAACCCCGCCGACCCCCUCAACGGUGAAGCAGCCGCAUUGCUUAUGCGCGAGCCCAAAAGCUACGACGCCAAAGUAAAGGAGUAUGUCCAAAAGUACGCGAGUAAGGAUGCAGCAGACGAUGGCGGAGCCGAGAGCGAGGAUGACGACGACAUGUCUUCGGUUGCUAGCUUCGGAGAAGACGAACCCGCCGGCCAGAUGGAUGACGUAUAA